AUGGAAGCAGGCGGAGGCAGCGAGGGAACAACAGCGACGACGCCAGGGUUCGCGGCCAAGACACAAGCCCAAAAGACAGCCCCCCAAAAAAUGUUGGGGGGGGGGCACACGGAGUGGUCGGUGAUGCUGAGGGGUGAGUCAGAGACCGAGGAGGAAUAUUGGGACAGAUUGAGCGAGGAGUGGGCGGCGAAAGUUGAGGGGAGUGAACCAGAGCCACCGUGGGGAGCGUGUGACCGACUUGGCUCUGUCAUAUCCUCACAUGGUCUCUCCUAUCAUUGCUAUGCAGACGACACACAAUUAAUCUUCUCCUUUCCCCCUUCUGAUAACCAGGUGGCGAAUCGCAUCUCUGCAUGUCUGGCAGACAUAUCAGUGUGGAUGACGGAUCACCACCUCAAGCUGAACCUCGGCAAGACGGAGCUGCUCUUCCUCCCGGGGAAGGACUGCCCGUUCCAUGAUCUUGCCAUCACGCUUGACAACUCCAUUGUGUCCUCCUCCCAGAGCGCUAAGAACCUUGGCGUGAUCCUGGACAACACCCUGUCGUUCUCAACCAACAUCAAGGCGGUGACCCGUUCCUGUAGGUUCAUGCUCUACAACAUUCGCAGAGUACGACCCUGCCUCACACAGGAAGCGGCGCAGGUACUAAUCCAGGCACUUGUCAUCUCCCGUCUGGAUUACUGCAACUCGCUGUUGGCUGGGCUCCCUGCCUGUGCGAUUAAACCCCUACAACUCAUCCAGAACGCCGCAGCCCGUCUGGUGUUCAACCUUCCCAAGUUCUCUCACGUCACCCCGCUCCUCCGCUCUCUCCACUGGCUUCCAGUUGAAGCUCGCAUCCGCUACAAGACCAUGGUGCUUGCCUACGGAGCUGUGAGGGGAACGGCACCUCCGUACCUUCAGGCUCUGAUCAGGCCCUACACCCAAACAAGGGCACUGCGUUCAUCCACCUCUGGCCUGCUCGCCUCCCUACCUCUGAGGAAGUACAGCUCCCGCUCAGCCCAGUCAAAACUGUUCGCUGCUCUGGCACCCCAAUGGUGGAACAAACUCCCCCACGACGCCAGGUCAGCAGAAUCAAUCACCACCUUCCGGAGACACCUGAAACCCCACCUCUUUAAGGAAUACCUAGGAUAG
Messenger RNA from Salvelinus fontinalis (brook trout), 1125 nucleotides. RefSeq lists its product as uncharacterized. The record is from RefSeq and is a predicted model, not a curated record. Lineage: Eukaryota; Metazoa; Chordata; Actinopteri; Salmoniformes; Salmonidae. Bases 1 to 1125 code for a protein of 374 amino acids. The transcript has 2 exons.